UAUAGUUUGCACAUCUGCUCUGCUAUGAAUGUUUCCAAGAUGAAGUUUCAAGCCACCUUUUCCAUGGCUGCUCUUCUCAGCAUUUGCACUUGUGUCCCUAUCUACCAGCCACAAAUUGGACUAAUAGCGAGUAACAGUAAUGAGAUUUUACGUCUCAAUGGUCUCACCCUGGCAGGCAUGGGUUUGGGUCCAGCACAGGGUUCUCCAUUUUUCUCUCCAUUCCUGAUCCAGCAGCAGCCUCCACAGGUGCUGAAUUUUAACCCUGGGAUGCAGGGACCCUUCCUGCCCCCUCAGAUUAACCCCGCUCAGAUCCCUCCACUGCAGCAGGACCCAUCUCUGCCGGCUCUUGGUCCCAACAAUGGCAUACCCGCACAAAACCCUCCUCCGGGCUUUCCGUUCUUCAUGACGAAUUUGUAUCCUCUGAGGACUCCUGUACGGCUGAUGCCCAACAUUGGACCCAACAUUCAAGGCCAGGCUACACUGCAACCAGUUCAACCAAUGCAACCAAUACAACCAAUGCAGCCAAUGCAGCCAAUGCAACCAAUACAACCAAUCCAGAACAGGGGGAAUUUGGCAGACCCGAAAGUAACGUCUGCGCCUGAAUACCGUGGUGAUCGACCCGGUCCUGGAACUGGAGAGGGGAAUCCAGGCUUCCCGUUAUUUGAACCAUAGAAGACUGCAUUAAUAAAAGAUUUCUCAUCAUGGAGACCCCUCACAGGAGACUUUUAUUUGGAUUUUU
Danio aesculapii is the source of this 739-nucleotide messenger RNA. RefSeq names its product odontogenic, ameloblast associated (gene odam). The transcript has 9 exons. Bases 25 to 672 code for a protein of 215 amino acids. The record is from RefSeq and is a predicted model, not a curated record. Lineage: Eukaryota; Metazoa; Chordata; Actinopteri; Cypriniformes; Danionidae.